Rotaria sordida is the source of this 330-nucleotide messenger RNA. The record is from the annotation of a GenBank genome assembly. NCBI's taxonomy places the organism in Eukaryota, Metazoa, Rotifera, Eurotatoria, Philodinida, Philodinidae.
AUGUCCUUUUCUUCUGAACAACUUGCUCAAUUACAUAUUCGUGCUGGUGGAAAUGAUGAUGUAACAAUUCAUGAUGCACUCUGUGCUUAUAUUAUUCUUGCGAUGAAUAAAUAUUUUUUCCUCAGCGAAGACGAAUAUAUUCGACGUAUCUAUAUUACAGUUAAUUAUCGAGCUGUAACUGAUUUGUUGGCAAUAAAAGGUUAUGUAGCUAAUGCAAUUAUACAACCAUUAUCUUCUAAUUUUCCAAAUCCUCUUUCUUUAUCUAGUAUUACCAAGACAAUUCGACAAAUAAUUAAAACAGCACGUAAAGAAGAUUUUCUAGGAAAAUGA